AUGGAGUCUGUGCAACCCAAUUUCGAAUCGGAUCUCCCCACUUAUUUUCCUCUCCAUCUGAGUCUACGCGUCAACACAGAGUUUUCUGCUCACCAGCUACUAAACCAGAUCGACGAUAGACUCGUAAUACUACGCAAGAACACUGAUGGAUUCCUCACAUAUUUGAGUGAAAAUUCCCAUCUUCUCCAAGAUAACAGGUGCAACAAUUACCUCUCGAACCAGCUCCAGGCACUCAAGAAGCUUUUGCUUUCGAAGUACCGUCUUCAGGCGCUCCAAUCAUUGUUGAAGGCAGCACAUCGAGAAUUUGUCGAAAGUCGAAGACAGGAGCUGGACUUGAGUCUUGAUAACUACUACAUAUAUAAAGAUGUGACGAAACAGAACUUUGCAGACAAGAUAGUGGAUGAACUUGCGCAGGAGGAUGACACCAGCUACGAGAGUUUAUUGAAGGGAGACUCGAUGUACCAGUUUUUCAAGAAUGCAUUGUUUGUAGUGGAAAACCCGGAGGAUCCGCUUCCGGACGAGCAGAACGAUGACGAAGUGGCAGUUGCAGGAGGAAAAAUCUCUUUGAAAGAUCCGUUGUCCUUGAAUUAUUUUGUAGAGCCUGUUUCAUCCCGGAAAUGCCAUCACAUCUACGAAAAAAAGCAUAUCAUGAGACAGUUCCAGGACAGCUUGCCUAUAAAUUGUCCUGUGAUUGGGUGUACGGCUAAGCUUCAAGCAGCAGAUCUUCUGGAUGACAAGUUGAUGGCAUUACGGGUGAAGGUCUUUUUGAGCCGGACGAAAAAACAGAGCUUAGUUCGUGUUUAG
Messenger RNA from Sungouiella intermedia, 804 nucleotides. The record is from the annotation of a GenBank genome assembly. NCBI's taxonomy places the organism in Eukaryota, Fungi, Ascomycota, Pichiomycetes, Serinales, Metschnikowiaceae.